CCAGCCACUAAUCUGUGUUUCAGAACAGGGGGUUGUAAAACAAGGAAUCUCCUGUGUAGACUGGAGUCUUUACCCAUUGUUCCACACCUUGGAUUAUUUUUGCUGUUGAUUGGGGACUUUUGGAUGGCACUAGUCUGGGUGAAAGGGUUUGCCAGCUUUGGGCAAGGUUUAGGCGGUGUGUAUCCGGGACAGGAGUGAAGACAGGGAGGAGAAGGAGGGAGGAUAGUCAUUUUUCUUCAUCCUUCUUUUCUGCAGACUGCAGGCAUUUCCCUGAGACAAUGGGGGCAGGAGCGCUCACCAUCUGUCACAACAAGGCUGCGGUACAGAUCAAGCAAGACAUGAAGAAGAUGGUCCAGUUGCCCAUGCUGAGGGGGACCUCCAGGGGACCUCGAGGAGUGGAGGCCAGGGGCGGUAGGCUGUUCGGCGUGUCCCUGCUGGAGCUCAGGGAGCUGGGCCUCGUGAAGGAUGGCGUGCCCCUAGUGGUGCGGAGCAUGGUAGAGUUCCUCCGAGAACAUGCUCUUCAUCAUGAGGGUCUGUUCAGGGUCAACGGUAAUGUACGGGCGGUGGAGGGGCUGAAACAGCGGCUGGAGAACGGUGAGGACGUGGACUUCCUGGUUGAGGCGGAUGUGUGUACAGUGGCCAGCUUGUUCAAACAGUACCUCAGGGACCUGCCAGAAGGCCUGGUGGACUCCACCGUACAGCCUGCCCUUAUAAAGCAGCACCAGGAGUCCAGUGAGGAGGGUUUCUGCUCAGACCUGAGGGUCUUACUCCACCAGUUGCCAGAUGUCCACUACAGCCUCCUACAGUACCUCUGUCUCUUCCUCACCCAGGUGGACCAGCGCCACAGGGAGAACCUCAUGACCGCUCUCAAUCUGGCAACUGUCUUCGGCCCCAAUGUCUUCCAUGUGUCCUCUGGGUUCGAUGGGAUCCAGGAGCAGAACAUCUGUAAUAAGAUCAUGGCAAAGCUGAUCCAGAACUACAGUAGCAUAUUCAACAACAACCACCAAGAUGAUGACCAUAAAGAAGAGCACUGUGUCUUCAAUAGAGAUGGAGACAGAGGAGAAUACAUACAGGAAUCUCUACCCUCUAACAUCAUCAUUGUUAAAGAGGCCAAGGAGACCCCGGUGAAUAGGACAGAUACUGAGUCACCGAAAACACUCGGAACCACACCAGUCACUACCACACACACUCAAAAGACACCUAUUCCAGUUCCCAGAAAGAAAAAGGCUGCAUCCAGCAGUCCACCAGAUGACACGAAGUCAUCAAAAGAACUAUCCAAUGACAAUCCAAUCAUAACUCCAAGGGAAAAGAAGGUGAGGAAAGUAAAGCGCGAGACAGCGACGGUGCUCCGAGCCAUGCCCCUUCCCAGUCUCUCUCCUGGCCUGCCCUAUGUGAGGCCCCUGGUCCUACCCGUUCCCCUGACUCCGGAGGUGAGGAGCCCCAGCCCUGAGAGAAUGGAGCUGGCCCCACAGGAACCUCAGGGACCAGCCACGGACGCCUGGGACGCGGUCAAGACCACGGAGGUCCUGAACAGCUCCCAAGAGGAAGACAGUAGACCCAUAUCUCCUUUCUACAUAAGCAACCACCUCUCAUCUGUCCGGUGUAGAUCUGACCUGACUAAUGUUCUGGAGAGGACCAUCAGGUCGGCAGUGGAGCAGCAUCUCUUCCAUGUGCACAUGUGCGGAGGAGGUCAAAGUACGACGGAGGAUUCCGAGUGGACCGGGUGCUCCUCGUCGCCCGUGGUAACCCCGACGGCACGGCAGAGGCGUCGGCACCAGAGGGAGCAGGAAGAGGCUCAGAGACACCGGGACAGGAGCAGAUCCUCGUCUCUGAGGGAAGGAGACAUCAACAAGGAGAACAUCCCAGCGGCCGGCAGCGUUAGCAGAACUAUCAGCUGUGGCGUCAGCGUGGGUGAGGAAGGAGUCAGGAGGGACUACCAGACUAGCCAGGGAGGGCUCCACCACGAGGGCCCCAGACCCAGGAAGCCUAAACACUGCCACCAGAGCCCCACGCUUGGCCAGCUUAGUGACAACCAGGACCCCCACGCGCUAAAAGAAUGCAUAUCAAGAGUACAUGACGAAGCCGGGACAAACAACAUGGAGUCAUCAGACAAGCGAAAUGACAGUCAAAGAAAGGACCCAAGUCUUCUGACUCCUUCAUGGACACGACUCAGUAGUAUGAAGAUCCAGGAGCUGCCUAGUAGCUGUGAAACGGCCGACAGGAGGGGGGUCAUCGGCCGGAGUUCGGACCAGGAAUGUGGCGAGGACGUACCCCGCUUGGACCUGUCGGCGCUGACUGACGAUAACAACUGGGGAGAUUCCCCAUUCUUUAGCGCCCCUUUCCUUGAUUUCAAAAGUGUUUUCCUGUCGAGUUAUUAUGAGGAGCCAGUCCCGGCCUACUCGUCGUGGCAACGGGAGAGCAUGGACAGCGAGGAGGCGUGCAUUUCGCCCCAAGUGGGGGGCCGCCUGAUUCGCCAGCUGAUUGAAGAGGACAGCGACCCCAUGCUGUCCCCCCGUUUCCAUGCCUAUGGUCAUUGUCAGCAGUACAUAGAUGACACCGAGGUGCCACCCUCGCCGCCCAAUACACACUCCUUUGCCAGUCGGAGGAGGAGUUCCUCUCUGGGCUCCUGCGGUGACGACGACCAGCAAGAGCUGACCUCAGCCCAGCUCUCCAAGAAGAUCCACGGUCUCAAGAGGAAGAUCCACAAGUACGAGGAGAAGUUUGAGGAGGAGCGCAAAUACAGGCCCUCACACAGUGACAAGGCUGACAACCCAGAGGUCCUGAAGUGGAUGAAUGAACUGGCCAAGCUCCGCAAAGACCUGAAAGAGCACAAGCUCCACAAGUCUGAGGAGGACCUCCCUCCGCUGACCCGCCAGCGCAGCAACACCCUGCCCAAGAGCUUUGGCUCCCAGCUGGAGAAGAAGCCCCAACAGGAGAAGGCGCCCAAGCCCCCGGUAGAGAACACCCUGGAGGGCGUUCAGAACAAGCUGCAGGAGAAGAGGGACGAGGUGGGGCGGCCCGAGGACGUCAAGGAUAUGACCCGGGAGCAGAUUGGCGCUGAGAAGGUGGCCUUACAGAAGGCUCUUCUGUACUACGAAGGCAUCCACGGUAGACCAGUUACCAAGACUGAGAGACAGAUCAUGAAGCCCCUGUACGACAGAUACCGCCUGGUCAAACAGAUCCUCUGCAGAGCUUCCACCAUCCCCGUCAUUGCCUCCCCCUCCAGCAAACGCAGAGGUCCUGUACUUCAGCCCAUUAUCGAGGGCGAAGCCGCGCUCUUCUUUGACGACAUCAAGGAAGAGGAGGAUGGCUCUGAGGAUGACUCUGAGUCCAACAACAAGCCCCAGAUCACAGGGACAGUGCGUCCAGACUUCAGUAUGCUGGGCUUCCUGGACCAGCUGGAGGAGGAGACGGACGGCUUCAUCUCGCCCGUCGACGAGCUCUCCUCCUCCAAGAACACCACCGACAUGCGUCUGUCCAACCUGCAUUCGGCCACCAUGCCGGAACUAGUGGAGCAGCUACAAGAGGCCCGGGAGGAGAAAAAGAGAAUCCGCAAGAACCUAAGAGAGUUUGAAGAUCAAUUCCUAAGGCAAAACGGCAGAAACGUGCAGAAGGAAGACCGCUCCCCUUUGGCGGUAGAGUAUAACGAAUACAAGCACAUCAAAGCCAAGCUUAGGCUGAUAGAGGUUCUCAUCAGCAAAGGAGAUGCCUCUAAGUUCACCUAAAGAAAAUAAAACAUCAAAGACUGACAGAGGAAUGAAUGAGGCUCAGUCUCAAUAAGAGAUGAACCACACCAGCCCAUGGAAAGGAAAACAGAUACACCUCAUCAUCCCUCACAAUAUGUUUAUUUUCUUCUUGUGCCAUAGACUCAUUUGGCUUCAGGAGAUGCCAACAUGUUGCCCCCUGAUUAAUCCCAACUGUAGAAGGGAAACGGUAUGGCUUAGUUACUGACCUGAGAGGUGUUGGAACUGACAUGUAGGUGCUGCCCCGGAGGCUACUCCAUCUUGUCUGUUGUUUCCCUCGUAUAGAAGAAGAACCCCGGAACUCAAAAUGUCGGGCAUCUUUGAAUGACUACUAACCUAACGUAGCAGGCCUUAAAAGACGCCUGAGUAGAGUCCCCACAUCGGUUUUUCAGGGGAAGUGGAGGAAAAUACUGUAUCCCUGAACCAGAAACAUCCUAAUUUUCCUGACCCCGCAGAGAGUGGACCAAAACCAACCUUUUUUCAAAGGAAGAAUUAAAAAAAAAAAAAAAUUGUGCAUCUUGAUUGAUACCAAGAACUACCCUACAUCAAAUUUUUUUUUUUUUUUUACCUUUAUUUUACUAGGCAAGUCAGUUAAGAACAAAUUCUUAUUUUCAAUGACGGCCUAGGAACAGUGGGUUAGCUGCCUGUUCAGGGGCAGAACGACAGAUUUGUACCUUGUCAGCUUGGGGAUUUGAACUUGCAACCUUUCGGUUACUAGUCCAAUGCUCUAACCACUAGGCUACCCUGCCGCCCCAAAUAGACAUCACUAAUUUAAAGGAUACAUUUACAAAGAGUGUGGUAUUGAUUUAAUUUAUUUUUCUUCCUUUGAAUGUUUAUAUAGACUCAUAUAGUUCAUAUAGACUUUUAUAUUGGAUUCAAAAAAAGUCUUAAUGUGGAGUGUAACAUUAGAUUUGGGAUUAUGUACUUUAAGGUAUUGCCAUUUUGAGAAACACGAUUUUGUAAUCAGAAAAAUUAAAUGAGGGGAUUGUGUAUUUUUGUAAGGGAGACAGACAGUUACAAUCUGCAUGCAAACAACCAAUCAGACAGCCAGUCUAGCAGAGUUCAGCCAAUGGAUGGAUUUUUAAAAUGUAACUCAUGAUUGGUGCCAUAUGCCACAUUCACGUGUAAGUCGGAACUAGGAAACUCUGACAUUUUCGACUUGCAAACUAGUUGAACGCUGCACAUGUAUAAAUACAACCAGUUAGCAAGUCGAACAUUUCCGACUUUCCUAGUUCCGACUAGCACGUGAACGUGGCAAUAAUCUCGAUGUUAACCUAGGAAAACCACAUUUAUCAUCAAUGCUUAUAUUUGUUUGUUUCCAGAAAUUCUGUGUAUUUUUAGCAUACUAUGAGGAAAUGUCAGAGGAGCGUUAAUUUGUUUAAACUGAUAACUAGAAUGCAAAACAAAUGGUCUAUGAUGUGUUAUUGUGAUCCAAAGAAAAUGACUCAGAUUGCAUACCAAAAUAGUGUAGUGGAUCAAUGUAUACAAUUUCAUUAAUUAUUGUGAUCAUGGUCAUCAGUCACUUAUGAAUUUGACUGCUUGUAUAUUAUUUUGCAUUGGUGUGUUUUCUUUUCCUAUUCACUUUGUGUGAAAAUAAGCUAUCCUGUCUUGAAAUCAGUGGUAUAUUUUUGCUCAAACUUUUCAACACCAACAAGGGCCAUUUUGUGUGGAACAUCCAUCCUUAAAAGUCCCAAUAACUAUCAAAAUAGCUGCCAAUCCCCAACGCAGAGCCUUCAAUACUCAAUCAAGGCAUGUUGCUUUCUUUUUUUAUGUGGGUAUUUUCAUAGCCUAUUUGUUCCUUGUAAAUAUGGAUCCAGAUCUAUGUUUACAUUGCUAAGUGAGCAAGUGCAUUUUUCCUUUUUCUCCAAAAUGGAUCAUUUUAAUAGUGUGACUUUCGUUUUUAUUGAAUGUAAAACACUGGUGGACAUAAUGAAUUAUGGGUGUGUACAUUUUAGUACAUAAAUUGUAUAUAUAAUAUAAAACCAAACAUAUUUUUACUGAG
Oncorhynchus masou masou (cherry salmon) is the source of this 5745-nucleotide messenger RNA. RefSeq names its product family with sequence similarity 13 member A (gene fam13a). The transcript is spliced from 25 exons. The record is from RefSeq and is a predicted model, not a curated record. Lineage: Eukaryota; Metazoa; Chordata; Actinopteri; Salmoniformes; Salmonidae. Gene Ontology annotation, biological process: signal transduction. The coding region runs from base 279 to 3725 and encodes 1148 amino acids.